CUCUGGAGCUCGGUGGCCGGCGGGCAGCCGCGUGCCGCGGAGAGGGCUACUCUGAGCCAAGUCCAAUUGCCCGAACUCUGUGGUAUUAACCGUGUGUUUCCUGGGCUGGAGCUGGAUGCGGAGGGCCGAAGACUUCCUAAUUGUCGCUGUGUCCGGCCACCCGCGCCGACCUUCAGAGGACAAGGAGUAUGUGGGGUUUGCCGCCCUCCCCAACCAGCUGCAUCGCAAGUCUGUCAAGAAGGGGUUUGACUUCACACUCAUGGUGGCAGGGGAGUCGGGCCUGGGAAAAUCUACCCUCAUCAACAGCCUAUUUCUCACCAACCUCUAUGAGGAUCGGCAAAUACCAGAAGCCAGUGCUCGCUUGACGCAAACGCUGACCAUCGAGCGCCGGGGCGUGGAGAUCGAGGAGGGGGGUAUUAAGGUGAAGCUGACUGUGGUGGACACACCUGGCUUUGGGGACUCAGUGGACUGUUCAGACUGCUGGCAACCUGUGGUGCGCUUCAUCGAGGAGCAGUUUGAGCAGUAUCUUCGGGAUGAGAGUGGCCUGAACCGGAAGAACAUCCAGGAUUCCCGUGUCCACUGCUGCCUCUACUUCAUCUCACCCUUUGGCCGAGGGCUCCGUCCCCUAGAUGUGGCCUUCCUCCGGGCAGUGCACGAGAAGGUAAACAUCAUCCCAGUCAUUGGCAAAGCAGAUGCCCUAAUGCCAAAGGAAACACAGGCCCUCAAACAGAAGAUCCGGGAACAGUUGAAGGAGGAAGAGAUCAAUAUCUACCAGUUCCCCGAAUGUGACUCUGAUGAGGAUGAAGACUUCAAGAGGCAGGAUGCGGAGAUGAAGGAAAGCAUCCCUUUUGCCGUCGUCGGUUCCUGCGAUGUAGUGCGGGACGGCGGGCCCCGACCGGUGAGGGGACGCCACUACUCCUGGGGCACUGUAGAGGUGGAGAACCCACAUCACUGCGAUUUCCUGAACCUGCGACGGAUGCUCGUGCAGACACACCUGCAGGACCUGAAGGAGGUGACACACGACCUGCUCUACGAGGGCUACCGGGCCCGCUGCCUACAGAGCCUGGCCCGGCCCGGGGCGCGGGAUCGAGCCAGCCGUAGUAAGCUUUCCCGCCAAAGCGCCACAGAGAUCCCGCUGCCCAUGCUGCCUCUGGCAGACACGGAAAAGUUAAUUCGCGAGAAAGACGAAGAGCUGCGCCGCAUGCAAGAGAUGUUGGAGAAGAUGCAGGCCCAGAUGCAGCUGAGCCAGGCUCAAGGCGAGCAGUCGGACGCUCUCUGAGGCCCCCAUCGGGGUUUUCUUUACCUCGCGUCCGCCUUCGGUUCGUCUCUUGUCCAAUCCCGGAGCCCCAGCCUGUAAGGCCCGCCCUUCUAAGGGGCGGGUUCUCAGGUUCUCCCAAUCCUGGAAUUUGUAGCCCCGCCUUUGGCUCCGCCCCAGCUCACGUCUGGAGCUCGACCUCCUCUUCCAAUCCUGAACACCCCCAUCCCCUCCCCACUUCUCCCUAUCCGUGAUUUCAAUAAAAACUGAGUUUCUCUGA
Molecule: messenger RNA, 1535 nt
Organism: Bubalus bubalis (water buffalo)
Lineage: Eukaryota; Metazoa; Chordata; Mammalia; Artiodactyla; Bovidae
Gene: SEPTIN1
Product: septin 1
Exons: 11
Coding region: 116-1279 (387 amino acids)
Biological process (GO): cytoskeleton-dependent cytokinesis; regulation of exocytosis
Cellular component (GO): cell division site; synaptic vesicle; septin complex
Molecular function (GO): GTP binding; molecular adaptor activity; GTPase activity
Source: RefSeq, a predicted model, not a curated record